Nezara viridula (southern green stink bug) is the source of this 9003-nucleotide messenger RNA. NCBI's taxonomy places the organism in Eukaryota, Metazoa, Arthropoda, Insecta, Hemiptera, Pentatomidae. The record is from the annotation of a GenBank genome assembly.
UUUUUGUUUCUUUUGGGUGUUUUGGGUCAUGUAAAUCUUCAUCCACCCGCGGUCUUGAUACCCAAUCUCACGUUGCUGCGGACCAUGAUCUCCGUGAUGCAGUAGCAGGUCAUCCAUAAGACCAUACCUUUGGAGGUAAUCUGGAAAAUUCUUUCUACCGACUCACUUAGGGUUCAAUGACAGUGGCAAAUUGGUUUAGCUCCGUGGAAUAUAGUUGCUCAGAGGCAGCAGACACAUGUGAAGCUAUUUUUCUAUCCUUGAAAUAGACCGUCCAUGGAAAAAAAUCUGGGGGGCAACUGACAUCCUUGAAAACUACAUGAGAAUUCCCGAUUUAUGUACAAGGAGUAGGGUCAUCAUUUGUACGUCCGGUCGAUGUGACCGGUAGACUGACUGUCUAGCAUACCUGGGGGAAACAGAAUUCUUUUUAUUUUACUUUUACUUUUAAUAAUUUGUAUAUGUAUAAAUAUGUAUAGGUAUAUAUGGGCAUAAAUAACGAGUUAUAGAAAUGGAAUAUCAACUAAUAAGAAAGUUAACUUUUCUUCAAAAUCUCGGAGUUUAAAUAUAAAAUAAUAAUUAUUCUAACUUUUGAGAAGUUCAUAAGACCGUAAGAUUAUAUUUUGAAGAACACAUGGAGAUCCACGGGAGGGAGGGGGACUUUAGGGCUGAAGCCACAUUCCCCUCCCCAAAAAAAUGGUAAAAUGUAACCACUUUUAUGAUAAAAAAUUAUCUCUUAAAGUUCGAGUAAUUACAUUUAAUAGGACUUCAAGAAUCACUUAAACAUCAUUUCAUACAGGUAGUUAGUAUUUUUCUUUUUUAUUUCAAAGUAAUUAUUCUUAUAAAUAUAUAUAUGAAAAAAAGCUUUCCGCCUGAAGCUCGCUUUACCAAAAUUAAAUCCUGGAUCCGCUAGUGCUGUAGAAUGUAUAUGUAUAAUGUUAGCUCGUCAAAUAAAUGUAAAAACGCAAGAUAAAUUUAUAUUUCAAAACGAGUAAAUUAAGAGUUUAAAAUCAAUGACCAUUCAAGCUUUAUUAGCUUUAAUUUCAGACACAAUGGAGGGAUCAGUUACUCAGGGCCAUUGGAGAACCUCUCUAGGAGAUGUCAAACUAAGUCUCAUCAUCAUUUCCAAUGAUUUUUUUUCUAGAUACUUUAAAGAAGCAAUAAACCUCGUCAUAUACAACCGGAGCAGUAAAACACUGCCAAUUAAAUUUACAUUUGUGGGUUGAUAGUUGUCUGUAUUGAAUAAUGAAGAGAAGGACGAUUGGGGUGAUCAAUCAAAAUAAAAAUGGCAAAAAUAAAUAAUAAUGUUUAUUUUAACAUUUGCCGACGUUUCGUCCCGAAGUUCAGGCCUCCGUCAGGGCUGAGAAAAGAACCAGAUAACAAUAGGUAUGAGAAACUUAAACAAUGUAGGUAAAAAAAAAAAAAACUGAAAGUAAAAUGAAGUAAAUAAGGGAACAUUAAAGUAAAAUAAAGUAGGUAGAAUAAUAAAAAUAAAUAGUAAUAACGCCUAAAAAGUGCGGACUAAGUAAACAUAAUCAAAAUCAGGUAACAUAAGAACUAAAAAUGGUAAUCUUAGAAUAAAAUGUAAAGCAGAGAGAAGAAAUAUGAAGUUAUAUAAGAAAUAAAUAUAAACAGAAAAAUUGAGAUAUUUUAAAAUUUAAAUAUACCUUUAAAUAAAUAAAAUCUAAAAAUAUAAUUACGAAUACUGUAACAUAAACAAUUAACGCAAUUUUUGGAGGAAAAUUAGUUCUUCAAGAUUUCAAUAUGAAGUAAAAAUAAGCAUUGAAAAAUGUUUAUCACGACAAGCGGGUAAAUGAGAAAUAGUGGUGGGGGACGUUUACUAGAUAGUCAGUUCUAUUCUGUCAUCGCUCCAGGUAGAUAUAAAAUAGAAAAAAUGACCAAUGAACUUCCACUUAUUGCAAUUAUAGUUGGAAUAAUUUACAUAAUGUUUAAGAAAAGCAACGUCUUCAACUAUUAUGCAAAAUUUUUGUUCUUCUUAAUCUUUUCAAUGGUAUCUGCAACUAUUUUCAUGCCAGUGAUGUUUUUGAGGCCACGUGACUACCGCAAUGCUCUAUUUCCGGCAUGGGGAGCAAGACAAGUUGCAAGGGCCUUAGGAUUGAAAUGGAAGGUACAAGGAAAGAAAAAUAUUGUACAGGAUGAAGGAACAAUAAUCCUAAUCAAUCAUCAGAGUUUUCUUGAUUUAAUAGUAUUAGCUGAGAUUUGGCCUGUAUUCGAAAGAUGUACAGUAAUAUCUAAGCGAGAAAUAUUUUACUUAUGGCCAUUUGGUUUGGCUGCUUGGUUAUGGGGGACUGUUUUCAUCAAUAGGUCAAAUAAAAAAGAUGCCCAAGAGGCAGUCAACUUAGUUGCACAUACCAUCAACACCAAAAAGGCCAAAAUUUGUAUGUUUCCUGAAGGAACAAGACAUGGUGGACCUACAUUGCUCCCUUUCAAAAAAGGUGCUUUCCACAUUGCAAUCAACUCACAGGCCCCUAUUCAACCAAUAGUGGUCACCAGAUAUAAAUUUCUAGAUCAUAAAAAAUUUCGGUUUGAUACAGGUUCUAAUGUGAUAAGCAUCCUACCUCCCAUUUCUACAACUGGCCUCAAGGUAGAUGACAUCACUAGUCUUAUUGAUAAGACUUAUGCAGCAAUGUCCAAAGAAUAUGAACAUUUAAAUAAAGAAGCAUAAUGUGAUUUUUUAUAAUAGUAGUUAAUAAUAACUAUGGAAAAACUACAACAGUCAUGUAUAAUAUUUAUUUUGUGAUAAUUUAGAUAUUAAAUUUACAAUUUUUUAAUUUAUUUAUUUAGACAAUAGUUAAAUAAAGAUUUAUAAAUUUGUAACAUUUUACUGUUAUUAGAUCAUACUUUUUAAAAUCUUUAGUAACCAUACAAAUCAAUGAGCUAAUUUUCUACUCAUUUGUUGCCAAAAACUAGAGAACUUCUAGUUAGAGGCUGAAUAACUAAAAUACUACUAUAAUGACCAGUACAAAGAAUUUUCAUUAAAAACUUGAAAAAUAUUACCUCUAUAAAGCAAUGGUUUUCUUUUUAUAUAUUUGAAAAAUUUGAAAUUAAAGUGAAAAAACAUUUACUCUGUAAAUAUAUCUAAUCCACAAAUGAAAUGCUUAGUAAUUACCCAGUUGAAUUUAGUUAAACCACCCAAACAUAAAAUAUUUUUUUUUUUUUUAGUUUAAAUACAAAAUCAGAGAGGUUAAAAGAAAAUAAAUUAUAUUAGAUCCGUAGAAAAGUCCUUGAGCAUGAACACAACCUCUAAUUCCAAUUAUCAUGAUUAAUUCGAUAAGAAUGUUUUUGUUCGAACUAUUUAUGUCAAAAAUACUAUAACGUUUUCUUUAACUAAUCAUUUGAUUCCUUGUUAUAUGAGUUGGCUUUAUGGGGUCAUUUACAUUUUUAAAACACAUUAAUCUCUGACCCAGCAGUGUCAAGAAAAAAAUGUGAUUCAUGGUCAUUUGAGACAUUACUGGAAAAAUGAUCUCAGUCACUGAAGAAAUUUAUACGAAAGUCAGUUAUCCAUAGAAAUACUGCAACACUUUGGUUCAGGUGUUUCGACAUCGAGAAUAUGAGCCUUGCAGAUGAACCCAGAUCAGAUCACCCAUUUCGUUUACAGUGAUAUUCUUCUUGAAUGUGUGAACCAGGACCUCAUGUAACUACUCAUGAUUUAUUGGUCAUAGUAGGGGCUUAUAAUGCCAUAGUUGCUCUUCAUUUUAAAAACCUAGGCGUAAAGAAUUGAAGACCUUGGUUUGACUUACAUGACUUCACAUAGGCUUGAGCCCAGCAACGAGAUGAUAUUUGCAUACUUUUGCUUAGAAAUCCGACAGAUGACAGAUUCUGGAAAAAAAUUGCCUCAAGUGACAAAAAAUGGAUAUUUUUUAAAAAUCCUAGAAAAUAUAACCGGAGGCAGGAGGUUUGCCAAGAUCGGUUUGGGGAAAAAGUGAUGUUUUGUGGUUUGGUGGAACUUCGAAGGCGUUUUGAAUUUUCAGCUUAUUCCUGAUGAUGAGGUAGUGGAUUCAAGCCUUUACUGUUAACAGCUAGACAGAGUUUGCUAAGUACCCUGCUUUGAUCAACAGGAACCAAGUCAUUUUGCUACACAAUAAUGCCCCUGCACAUCGUUCUUGUUUAAGCAAUGAAAAAUUAUAAGAACUGCAAGCCUCAUCAUUAUGUUUUGCCUCAGCCUGCAUAUAGCCCAGAUAUUGCAUCAUCGGAUUAUAGUUUGAUUAGAUCAAUGGUUCAGUUUUUAGAAGAUUCAAUCUUUGAUAAUUACGAGAAUGUAAAAAGUUCUUAGCCUCUAAACCAAAGGCGUGGUACCGGCAUCAAAUCCAAUUAAUAGCAGAAAGAAGGGUGAAAGUAGUUGAAAACAAUAGACUUAACUUUGAAGAGUAGUAUUCAAUAAUGUUUAAAAUAUGUAAUCUGAAAUAAAGCUAUACUUAUGCACAAAGAAUUUUGUAACAAUCAACAUUAUACCAUAAACAAAUUAUAAUUAUAUUACAAUAAUAUCUUGUAAUCAUCUACUGCCAUUUAAAAUUUCUUUUGCUUUCUUGAGAAAAACACAGUGAGUGCAAUUCAAUUUUAAAUAAUGAGAAAGACGCUUUAAAUUUUAUCACAAACUGAUAUUUUGUAAGAGGAUAUUAACUGUACACACCAACUUUCUGAUGUGCUAAGGGAUUAUUAUUUCAGCUGUAGUCUAUUGUUGUUAUAAAAUUUUUAUUUUGGGAUCGAACAUUUUCAGAGACCACCCCACCAUUCUUCCACACUGACCACCCCAACCAUUCUUCUCUCCAUUUUCAGGGAAAAUUUGAAUCUUGUUGCUUUUAAUUCUGGCAUUAAUCUCCCACCCUUAUUCAAAAUAAGAACAAAAUCCAGAGUUUAAUUUUUUUUUUUUUCCUGGAAUUCAUACCUCUAAAAUAACAAGCCUAUAGAAAAAAAAUGUGGUGCACGCAACCCACAACUUUCACUUACCGAUCUACUAUGAAUAGAAAUUAUUUUCUGUCAAUGCUGGGCUGUCAUAAAUUUUUUUGAAGUGCAUUUUAAACGGAGCUAAAGCUUAAAGAUUACAGAUAACAAGUCAUUAAGACCAUUAUAAUUACAAAAUGUCUAUUUAAUAUAUCAAAUAAAGGCAAUAAAAAUCUAGUCACUCCAUCUGCUUUUAUAAACCACACAACUUUGUUUGCUUAUAUAAACCUCAGAAUGACUAACUCCAAUUUCAACAUUUUUGAGUGAUGUCAUUUUAGUGAUAUUUUUAGUUGAAAAAGUUAUCUAGGCAGAAUAUGAGUAAGUUGAUUCGGGUGGUGGUGAGUGCUGUGUUGAAAUAUAGAACUGAGAAUACAGGUGUAAAUUUAGGUACUUAUUUCUUAUGAAAAAUGUUCUUAGGAAAGAUAAUAUAUUAAUUAUCUGUAGAAAAAAGGUUUUUUUAGUCUCAACAAUUAAAAAAGUAUAUUUUAAAUUUAUCCAAAUGAUAUCACCAUAAAAGUGUAUACUUUUUGAGUUAUUUGGAAUUUAAUUUAACCAUCCCUCAUAACUUUUUUCCAGCUUCUUUUCGUUGAAGUAUGUUAUAUAGAUAAAUUUAAAGGGUGUCGAGAAAGUGACUGUAGCGAAGUGUCAUUGAAAUCGGUACAUUCCUUUAGGCGCUACAGUCUAUAGCAACGCAUGUUUUUCUGCAUUUUUACUUUUUUUCUCCUCUAUUAACUUAUCAAAAGCUAUAUUUAGCAUUUUUCUGUAACUUUGAAUAAUGUGAAAUGGUUAACUUUUUAAAAUAAACCAUAUUAAAGGUACUUUAGAGGAAGACAUAUAUGAACAUUGGGCAUUUAAGCCCUGUAAAGUGACAUCAAUGGGGAUAAGACUUAAUUGAUAUUAAAGACCACUUAAUUAUACAAUGAUACAGACCAUUUUUCUGGACUUGGUCAUUUCGACUCAGGGUACUUCAAAACGUGUAUUUCCGUUGAAAACUCAGAUUCAAAAAUUUUAUUGAUCGCAAUACUUACCCUUACUAUAUAUUUCAUAUAUACAUAAGUGAAAGUAAAAAAAAUAGAACCUUUUGUGAAGAGAAUAUACUCUCAUUUAAUGUUGUAUAGUGGUUGUUUAUGGCUAAACUCAAUAUUUACUUAUAUAUUUAAGAAAAACAGUAAAAAUGAUCUUUAAAUAACUUCUUCUCUUCUUGUCUUGCCUGCCAUCGUAGAACUUUUCGUUUUUGAGCUAGACUGCCAACAUACAAACACACAGACCAUUUUUCUGAACUUGGUCAUUUCGACUCAGGGUACCUCAAAACGUGUAUUUCCGUUGAAAACUCAGAUUCAAAAAUUUUAUCGAUCGCAAUACUUACCCUUACUAUAUAUUUCAUAUAUACAUAAGUGAAAGUAAAAAAAAUAGAACCUUUUGUGAAGAGAAUAUACUCUCAUUUAAUGUUGUAUAGUGGUUGUUUAUGGCUAAACUCAAUAUUUACUUAUAUAUUUAAGAAAAAGAGUAAAAAUGAUCUUUAAAUGACUUCUCCUCUUCUUGUCUUGCCUGCCAUCAAACAAAUUAUUAUAAAUAUUUUUUAUUUGUUUUGAGAUAGUUUAUAUUAAAGAAUUCCCAAAAUAAAUAUUUGAUUAAUUAAAAAAAUGCUGUUGUUAAAAUUUAUCAUCUAAAGUGAUAUUGCUCCUAUGCUAUAUCAAUAUGGAAUAGCCAAAGCUUCCCUACAUCACACUGUUAGUGAGGAUGUCAACCUGCUAGUACUGCCAAUAGCAGUAUUAACAAUAGGACUCAACAUCAUCAGGACUGGAAGAGGGUGGCAAAAACACAUUUAAUUUUAAUUAUUUUUUCUGGGAAGUUGUCUAUUUAUUUUUAGUUAUUUGGCAAUCUUCGGAACUGAAGAUGGGAAUAAAUAUCCCGAAACGUCAACUAACUUGUUAACAUGUAACAUUGAUAAUAGAAAUAUACUCAAUUGUUACCAAUUGGAAGUUAUUAUUGCCAAAUAACUAAAAAUUUAAUUUUAAAUUUCCUCAACUCUAUCUCCAAAACUACAGCCAAUAGAAAACAAAUAUGUAAGUAUGUUUGCCAAGUUUCAAAACUUCAUAGUUUUUUUUUUCUCCUGUUUUGGCUAAUUUGACAGGACUAUUCCAUUUUAGAAGGGGCUGUGAUGGCUGAGCGUGGUAAGGCAUUGCUUGCUUUGACAUUCACUAGUAUAGUAUGGGUUUGAAUCUGAUUGAACCUGAACAGGGUUGAAAUAGAUUUUGUGGUAGAAUAACGGAAUGAAUCUCGACCUUCCCACUCUGGUUAGAAUAGAUUUGGUUGUACUUCUAGAACAGGGGUCUCAAAACUUUUUGGCAGAUGGGCCACAUUGAGAGCUCCACUAAGUCCCGUGAGCCGCAUUGAUACCUCUACUGAGCUCUGCGGACCAUGGCUUGUGAUGAAAAAAAAGCUUGUUCUAUAAAUGACGAUUUAGUUGUGUUAUGAGCUUUCUGAGGAAAACAACUGAUACAAUAAAUCUAGCAGUAGCCUCGUGUUUGAAUAAUUUACUAAAUUUAACAUUUUUUAAAAUUUUAUCAUAUAAUAAAAGAAACAUUUGUGGGUUAGAUUGGAGGUAUUUGCAGGCCCGUGAACUGUACUUUGUAGAGCCCUGCUCUACAACAUUUUAAAGUAAUAAUUUGUACAGUAAAGUGUUUGUCAAGGAAGAAAGUGAUGUCAAAUAAUAGGUCUGAGAAGAGAGUAAAAUUUUUACCUUGGAAAGCAAAAUUUUGUUAUAAAAAGUUUGAGUGAUAUCCAGGAAAAUGCCAAAAGAAUGUUUUUCCAUUUUAAACUUCUGAAAUUAUAAUCAACCAAUCGAUGGCAUUGCUGUGUGGUGAAAUGAUGUUUUCUGAAGACAAACCGAUUAUUUGGAAUAGCUUUAAGAAUUUUGAGAAAAUUCAGAUGAUGAAGAUUUUUUUCAAAAAGGAUGGAAGUAAACUUAUACAGAGAUAAGAAUAAACCCAGCAUAUAUAAGAGGGAAAGAGAAAUAGAUAAAGAUGAAGGAAAAAAUGAUUUUAACUAGUAUUCUAAUUUGAAUACAUUUUGGGACUUAAAAUUUAAUACUAUAAAAAACUAAAUAGCCUAUUGUCUCACCCUUUCAACUAUAUGGGCUUUAUCCCAGACCAGGGGAUUAAUAUCAGAGUUAAAAGCAACAUGACGCGAACUCGUAUUUUUUUUAUCAAGUUAUAAUUUCAGUUUAUCACAUGCAUUAUCCCGUUUGGUCACCCCAAUCCUAUUGUCUCACUUUAUAGCGCAAUCAAAAGUUCGGUAAUCAUAUUCACCUAUUUUAAUCUUAAAUUAUUGAAUUUAACUAACAUCUAACCCAGAUGUUCCCUACUUCGUUGCGGUGAUAGAAUAAUUCCAUUAAUAGUAGGGAAAUUGCAGACACCACCACUGGUAGUAAGUUGAUAAUAUUAAUAUGAUUCUUUUGAAGUACUAUAAAUUUAAUAAAGGUUUUAUUUUUGAAAAAAAAAGUGUAACAAGGUAAUGAACAAUUGAUUUUAUAAAUAAAAAUAAAGAUUUCUCUAUUGAUGAAAAUCACCCAAUAUAACAUCACAAAAUCAAUGAUUUUAAUGCAAUAUUUGAGCUUAAUGAGGUAUUCUUAAAUCUGCAGUAUUUGGUUUCAUAUGGGAGAAUGUUACUCUCCUUUUAUCUUCCACAUUACGUAGGUGUAUAUUUGUUUCCCUUUCAAUAGUUUUUAAGCUAGAAAACAUUGAAAAACCUUGCUCACAUAGAUAUGCAGUUGAAAGAGUAAUGUUAAGUGCCUAUCUGGAAAGAGUUGGAUGUUACUCUUAAUUUUCCUCUAUUAAUGAAAUCUUUUUUAAGGAUUAAUAAGUUAUUAUUUAAUUUAUAGAAUCAUUCAAGAGAGAAUGGGAAAAACAUGUAAUUUGAUUUUAACAAUAGGGUAUAUUUGAUUAAUUUGAUGGCAAUAAAAGAUAUUUCAUAUUUUUUAUUAAUUAAUAAUAAUAUACAUAAAUAUUUAUAUACAUGUAACCGAUCAAUUUCACGUACCCUAUU